AGAGAGAAAGAGAGAGACAAAGAAAGAGAGAGAGAGAGAGAGAGAGAGAGAGAGAGAGAGAGAGAGAGAGAGAGAGAGAAAAGAGAGAGAGAGAGUUUUGAAGAGUUCAUAAUAAAAUUAAAUAAUUAUGUUAUUCAAAUUUACGGUGCCGCUUUCAAUCUUUAUUAUAUUUGCCACCGCAAACGAUGUAGAACAAUUCGAUAAUCACAAUGUUCAGUGGGUUGGUGGAUCAUUUGAAUGGCCUUGUACAACUACGAAGAGUAUGUUCAAAAAUAGUGGUCGCUACAUCUCAAAGAAUGUGAUCGCAACGAGAGCUGCAAUUUUCAUGGAUGAUGCUAUUUUAGCUCUACCAAGAUUUAAACCUGGUGUCCCAGCGACUUUGGCUAGAGUCUCUCUUAAGGACAAAAACUGUCAAGCUAAUCUUUAUGCUUUUCCAUGUUGGUCCGUUCAAGAGGAAGGUACUUUGAAAGCAUUGCAAAAUGUCGUAGAUCUUUUCUUGGAUCCCCAAGAUAUUCUUUGGGUCUUGGAUACGGGAGUAAUCCAUACGUUGGAGGAAUCUGUACGUAUAUCCCCGCCAAAAGUUAUUGCAAUCAACAUGAAAACAGGCAAGCUCAUAAAGACGAUUGAACUCGAUGGUCUGACUACAUCUUCCUCUCGACUUCAAUACGUCGUUGCUGACUACAGUCCAGAUGGACGUGUCCUUAUAUACGUGUCGGAUGCUGCAACAAGAGCAAUCUUAGUCUACGAUGUUACAUCUGGUCGUGGUUAUAGAUUUGUCCUACCGAAAACCGUAACCACAGGCUCUUCUCGAAGAGAUGUAUUAUACUUGGCUCUUAUUCGUCAUCCCGAUGGUAGUACUUGCCUUCUGUUUACUUAUUUAUCAGGCAGUCGUAUGUUCUCCAUCAAGACGGAAUAUCUUCGUAACGGUGCACCGAACGACAAAAUUCAAGAUAUUGGAUUGAAGCCUAAACGUUUAGUAAUUUUAGGCACGGACAAUGGCAAUGCUCUAUUCUUCAGAUACGAAGGAGAAGCUAUCGUUCAAAGAUGGGACACUAGUACUGGUUUCCAACCUGAGAAUUUCCAAAAGGUUUAUAGCAGUACCGCUUGUUCUCUGGCAACUCAAGUUAUUCCUGAUUAUAAGAGAGGUAGUAUGCGUGUAUUGGAAUCUAACUUCCCAGAUUACAUACAAGGUACCGUUGGAUGCGGAGCCAAUCAAGCUCUUAAUAUUAUGUAAAAUAUAUUUUAAAAUAGGAUAAACAAGAAAAACGAAAAAAAGGAAGAAAAAAAUAAAAUACAUGUAUAAGAUUAAA
Molecule: messenger RNA, 1310 nt
Organism: Vespa mandarinia (Asian giant hornet)
Lineage: Eukaryota; Metazoa; Arthropoda; Insecta; Hymenoptera; Vespidae
Gene: yellow-g2
Product: L-dopachrome tautomerase yellow-g2
Cellular component (GO): extracellular region
Source: RefSeq, a predicted model, not a curated record